CUUGUGUAUAGUUCAGAAGGAUAUGUAACAUCACAUAUAUGCAUGCUCUUGGAUACUCUCAUCAGUGAGGUUCUGAAUGCUCACCACGAGGAUUAAGGCAGCACAAAUGCGACAAGACGUCGUAGUGUAUUAGAGUGCACAACAAACGACAGUACUUCAAUCACUCCUUCCUAUGUAUAUCAGUAGUUCAUCAGGAAAGAAUAUGUCUUGUACGAGUAUCAUUCAGUAGCUCAUAUGAUACAGCAUUACGCACUACCCUUGUCAAAGCCAGUAUGAACAGAGCAAUUAAAGAGAAUUCCAUUGACGGAGAGUCGGUCAUUCCUGAGGUCAUAGAGGACACCCUGGACGAUGCCUUCUCAUUGACUGUGCAGUUUAGUCCCUCGGGCGUACUCAUAGCUACAGGUUGCAAUGAUGGCAAGAUACUUGUGUAUGAUCGGACUUCUAGAUUGUAUGGGCGGGCACUUAUGGGCCAUUCGGGACCGGUUAUGUGUGUAUCCUGGCUGUCGGAUCUGUGCCUAGUGAGUGGGGGCGCUGAUGGCACCGUGUGUGUGUGGCAGAACGACGGAGAGUCGGAGGAGACGAGACGGCAGCCAACCAUCCGACUAUGCUAUGGCGCACCUGUGCUGUCUAUAUCUGCUGCGACCACAGGCUUACAAAUAAUAGUUAACUGCCUCGGUAUGAUGCCGAUAAUCAACGAAAUUGGUACUGCGAGCCCGCGCGUUUGGCAAUUGCCCAUCACACCCACUGACCGGGUUGUAGAAGCAUUUGUGAGCCCUACCUGCACAGAUACAGAUACAGAUGCUCGCACAACCACUGGCAACACGGGAAAAAUGUAUUGUGAAGCUGUAGGUACCGUUCUAGCGACAGAUCAUAUCGCUAGUACGGAGACAACAGGGAAAACAGGCACAAAGACAGACACACAGGCGGAGGCAGACAUGGGAAGAAGCACACGCACAGAGAUGCCCACUCAUAUAGAGGCUGCCAUAAACACAGACGUGAUUGCAAAUACAACCACGCAUGCAGACGGAGAGAAAAGGACAUGUACAGGCAUGCACACGAGUGCAGCUACGUCCACAGACACAGACAACACUGCGAAUACAGGCACAUACACCACCACAGACACAAAUAGAAACGCUCGUACGGGGAGCAGCACAAAUCCAGGCACACAGACAAGUGCAAACUUGAACACAAACAACACACAUCCAUUUGGGGCCGCAUCUGUGGGAAUGCGUGGUAGGGUGCCGGAUAGUUCUGGCGGGUUUCUAUCCCAGGAAAUGUAUCAGCGGCGCCAUAUUAACUUGGAGCAGUAUAUGACUGUGCAUGAACAACCACAAACGAAAAAUGCCAGACACGGCCACGGGGCUGCGUGUAAAAGCACUUGUGUGCACACACGCACACUGACACCCACAACAGAAGACACACAGACGUACAACAAUACAGCCAUAUACAGCACAGCCUCUGGCCAUGUGGUAUAUGUAGCGACAUUUGAGGGAAGGAUUAUGCAGGUGAAUCUGCGUACAGAGCGUGUGAUGCUUUCCGUGAGCUUGAACAAGGCGGCUGUGGCUAUCAGGACGAUUCAGUGUAGCAAAGACGGCACCUUGCUACUGGUGACCUGUAGUUUACGCAGCCUCUUCCUACUCAACACCUCCACAAUGACUGUCAUCGAUGAGCUCAAGGAAGCCAUCGAUGCGCAAAUAUGGCACUGUGCUAUCUUAAGCCCGUGCAAUCAGUAUAUAGUGGCCGCCAAGACGCCGGGGAACAUGCCUAUGCACAAGUAA
Molecule: messenger RNA, 1778 nt
Organism: Sphaeroforma arctica JP610
Lineage: Eukaryota; Ichthyosporea; Ichthyophonida
Exons: 4
Coding region: 273-1778 (501 amino acids)
Cellular component (GO): Set1C/COMPASS complex
Molecular function (GO): protein binding
Source: RefSeq, a predicted model, not a curated record